CUUCUGAGUGAGAGAGAGCUAUUGUACUUUGUAUCCGUGGUAUUUGUGUGGUAUUUGAAUUGAAUCUUGUCGUACUGUGGAAGCCGGUGAUGAUUACAACACUAUGUCCAAUUACUGCAUGAGUGGCGGGGUUACGACUGCCGUCACGAUGCGUCAAAAGAACCUCCUGAGGCCCACAAUCUAAACACUAAUAGCGUAGCUGCUCCGUUAGGGUAGACGAUUUCGCUGUAAUCACAACGUCUACCCAUUCAAUCUCGAUUUAUAAUGAGAAGUACCCGUCCGUUUCGAUGGCCGUCGCCAUCCGUUACGAGAUGUCGCCGAGAAAGGCAAGUAGUCAGGCCGAGCACCUCGACACUCGAUACCAAAAAGAGCGGACUCGCCCGGAAGGAAUAGCUUGCCUGAUAGUGCCAUGGCGUUGGAUCUGUUCCUGCUGGCCGUCGUGAUUAUCAUUGCGGUGGCGUUGCUCAUCUGCAACGUCUACAUCCUCGUGUACUUCCAGCACGACGAUGACAAGAACACCGCUUACUUUCCAAAAGCGCUCGUGAUUUUCGGUUUAUUCUUCGCAGAGGCGACAGUGCUUCUGCUGCCUCUGGAUGUGGCAAACAACUCGACAGCCAUCGGCUGUGCGGAAGGAUGGAAUACUGUGUGCGGCAAUAUCAACAUGGAUCUACUCUGGCUCAUGGUCUUCUUGUCCAUCAUCAUCUUCCUCGUCGUAUUGCUCCCGUUCGCGAUCUUCUACUACGAGGCGGACGACGGCGAGGAUAACCCCAAGAAAAGUCAGUGGGGGGAGGCGAUCAAGAUGGAACUGGGCACGGUUUUCGUUGCUGCAGCGUUGAUCACCGUGCUGUAUCUCACGUGUGCCAAGAGUAGUGUCCCCAUGCGCGCAUUGGAAGUGAACUCGAUGUCGGACAGUGAGGGAUUCCAGCCGUACGUUGAUGGCACCACAGUAUCCAGUACUAUCGUGACCGUGGCCAGCAACGUCACUGUGCAGCAUAUAACGCUGACAGUGGACGUGUCGCUGCCAGUGUACGUCACGGGGCUCACGAGUUUCGUCGGGUGGUUUGGCUUCUCGAUUUUUUGCGGCAUUGGCCUUAUCGCGCUGCCCAUGGACUUGAUCCUGGCAUUUUUCCAUCGUCCAAAGUUCAUCAGUGCCGACGUGUAUGCAAUUCAGAAGUUGAUUCUGCAGCGGCGAUCGGUGGAGCUGCUGGAGGUCGGCCGCUCCAUCAAGCAGAGUAUGGAUCGCCCCGGUCAUGGCCAGAGUUCUUGGGAGCGCAAAAAGCAGCGACGACUGGAUUUCGUGACGCUCAACAAGUUCAAACAGUCCGUUUAUUUGCUCGAAGGUGACGUCGUGGACCUGAAACUCUGUCACGAAGAGUACAGGAACUUCAAUCCGCUGAAGCCUAUUUUCAAGCUUCUUCUGGGCUGCAUCGCAAGUGUCAUAAGCUGCAUGUGGUUCUUCCACAUCGCACUCUACAUGUUGCCGAACACCCCGCUACUGCCGUUCCUCAACACGUACUUCAUCUGGUUCGACCGCUGGUUCCCGCUGUUUGGCACGAUCUCUGUCGGUAUCUUCAGCACCUACUUGUUAGCAUGUGCAGUCAAAGGUUGUUUCAAGUUUGGCAUGCGCUGUUUUUGCAUCGCGUUGCACCCGAUGAAGCUCCACGGGACGUACAUGAACUCGUUGAUAUUCAACCUCGGGUUGGUUCUGCUCUGUGCGAUCCCGUCGGUGCAGUUCUGUGACCAAGCGUUCGCUGACUACGACCGCCUCACGGCAUUGCGGACGCUCAUGGGCGUACAGAUUCACUACUUGAAAGGCAUGCGAACGAUCUGGGACUACAACAUCUUCGUCUACGCUAUCCUUAUCAUCAGUUUGAUCACCGCCGCUAUCCUUCUGGCUAAACCAAGAGACCGCGCCUCACCCGUGGACGACAUCCGCAAGAGAAUCGAGCGCCAAGUUCGUGAUACCGCUAAUGCCAACGCCGUCUAGACGGUCUUUAUCUCUUCCAUUUACACCGAUUAACUUGUUACAAGUCGUAACAUCAAUGAAGCAUAUCAAUGCCAACACA
Molecule: messenger RNA, 2066 nt
Organism: Phytophthora nicotianae INRA-310
Lineage: Eukaryota; Oomycota; Peronosporomycetes; Peronosporales; Peronosporaceae
Exons: 3
Coding region: 410-1987 (525 amino acids)
Source: RefSeq, a predicted model, not a curated record